Molecule: messenger RNA, 6023 nt
Organism: Cavia porcellus (domestic guinea pig)
Lineage: Eukaryota; Metazoa; Chordata; Mammalia; Rodentia; Caviidae
Gene: Bend3
Product: BEN domain containing 3
Exons: 4
Coding region: 302-2788 (828 amino acids)
Biological process (GO): rDNA heterochromatin formation; negative regulation of transcription by RNA polymerase II
Cellular component (GO): heterochromatin
Molecular function (GO): rDNA binding
Source: RefSeq, a predicted model, not a curated record
UGAGGGGGAGGGGCGGCGGUGGGGGCGGAGGGCUUGUGGUUCCACUGCAGCGGGGGCUCCUGUGUCCUUGUGCGGAAAUGACACACGGAGUCCCGUCACGUCACGCGAGAGCGCAGCGCACGGACACACACAAAGAGGGGAAAAUACACGGCGCCCGCCCGCCGCCCCCAGCGCCUCCGCGGGCCGCCCCGCCAGCCCCUCGGCGCGCGGCCCCCACCCCGGCCCUCCCCCGCACGUGGCGCCCGAACUCGGCGCGGGCCCCUCGGCAAAGUAGAGAACUCGCGUCCCAGUGGAAUAGAAGAUGAACUCAACUGAAUUCAGUGAAGAUGUAGAAGAAGUUCUAAAAAACAACACUGUGAAGGUGGAGACGGAGAGUGAGGAUGCUGCUCUGGACUGCUCACUGAGCUCCAGGACCGCGGAGAAGCACCCUCUGGACAGCGUCUUCAGCGCCCUCCAGGUGUCCAGCAAACGCCGGCAGCUGGGCAGCGACAGCCAGCUGGACUGUGUCACCAGUGUGAAGAGGAGGCGGCUGAUACCCGAGGCACUGCUGGCAGGCAUGCGGAACCGGGAGAACAGCUCGCCCUGCCAGGGCAAUGGAGAGGCGGCCGGCAGGGGCAGGAGUGUGGGCUCCGCUUGGCUGGGCGAGGAGGAGCCCUGCAACGACACGGCCACUGCUUCCUACAAGAAGCCUCUGUACGGCAUCUCCCACAAGAUCAUGGAGAAGAAGAACCCGCCCGCCGGGGACCUGCUCAGCACCUACGAGGUCUUCGAGAAGCCAAACCCCAGCAACAGCCCCUCCCCGCUGCGCCUGCUGAGCGAAACUCAGAAGCGAGACUGCGGCAGCACCGGGGCGGCCAGCGACGGUGACCCCAACAUCUACUUCCUGAUCCAGAAGAUGUUCUACAUGCUGAACACACUCACGUCCAACAUGUCCCAGCUGCACAGCAAGGUGGACCUGCUCUCCCUGGAAGUGAGCCGCAUCAAGAAGCAGGUGAGCCCCUCUGAGCUGGUGGCCAAGUUCCAGCCGCCGCCCGAGUACCAGCUGACCGCCGCGGAGCUCAAGCAGAUCGUGGACCAGAGCAUGUCCGGCGGCGACCUGGCUUGCCGGCUGCUGGUGCAGCUCUUCCCCGAGCUCUUCAGCGAUGUGGACUUCUCCCGGGGCUGCAGCGCCUGUGGCUUCGCUGCCAAGCGGAAGCUGGAGUCGCUGCACCUGCAGCUCAUCCGCAACUACGUGGAGGUCUACUACCCCUCCGUGAAGGACACCACGGUGUGGCAGGCCGAGUGCUUGCCGCAGCUCAAUGACUUCUUCAGCCGCUUCUGGGCCCAGCGGGAGAUGGAGGACAGCCAGCCCGGGGGCCAGGUCCCCAGCUUUUUUGAAGCUGAGCAAGUGGAUGCCAGCCACUUCUUGGACAAGAAGGACCAGGAGGAGGCCUUGUCUCUGGACCGGAGCAGCACCAUUGCCUCCGACCAUGUCGUGGACACGCAGGACCUCACUGAGUUCCUGGACGAAGCCUCAUCGCCGGGCGAGUUUGCCGUCUUCCUCCUCCACCGGCUCUUCCCCGAGCUCUUUGACCACCGGAAGCUGGGCGAGCAGUACAGCUGCUACGGCGAUGGCGGCAAGCAGGAGCUGGACCCGCAGCGGCUGCAGAUCAUCCGCAACUACACGGAGAUCUACUUCCCCGACAUGCAGGAGGAGGACGCCUGGCUGCAGCAGUGCGUCCAGCGCCUGAACGAUGAGCUGGAGGGCCUGGGGCUGGAAGCGGGCAGCGAGGGGGAGCCCCCGCGGGACGACUGUUACGACUCCUCCAGCCUCCCGGAUGACAUCUCCGUGGUCAAGGUGGAGGACAGCUUCGAGGGGGAGCGGCCCGGCCGGCGCUCCAAGAAGAUCUGGCUGGUGCCCAUCGACUUCGACAAGCUGGAGAUCCCGCAGCCGGACUUCGAGGUGCCGGGGGCCGACUGCCUGCUCAGCAGGGAGCAGCUGCGCAGCAUCUACGAGAGCAGCCUGUCCAUCGGCAACUUCGCCUCCCGCCUGCUGGUGCACCUGUUCCCCGAGCUCUUCACCCACGAGAACCUGAGGAAGCAGUACAACUGCAGCGGCUCCCUGGGCAAGAAGCAGCUGGACCCGGCUCGCAUCAGGCUGAUCCGCCACUACGUGCAGCUGCUCUACCCCCGGGCCAAGAACGACCGCGUGUGGACGCUGGAGUUCGUGGGCAAGCUGGACGAGCGCUGCAGGCGCCGGGACACCGAGCAGCGCCGUUCCUACCAGCAGCAGCGCAAGGUGCACGUUCCGGGCCCCGAGUGCAGGGACGCGGCGAGCUAUGCCAUCAACGCCGAGAGGUUCCGAGAGGAGUACGAGGGGCCCCCGUUGCCCCCGGAAAGAAGCAGCAAGGACUUCUGCAAGAUCCCCCUGGACGAGCUGGUGGUGCCCUCGCCCGACUUCCCGGUGCCUUCUCCCUACCUGCUGUCCGACAAGGAGGUGCGUGAGAUCGUGCAGCAGAGCCUGUCCGUGGGCAACUUCGCCGCCCGGCUGCUGGUCCGGCUCUUCCCCGAACUCUUCACCGCCGAGAACCUGCGGCUGCAGUACAACCACUCGGGGGCCUGUAACAAGAAGCAGCUGGACCCGACCCGGCUGAGGCUCAUCCGGCACUACGUGGAGGCCGUGUACCCGGUGGAGAAGAUGGAGGAGGUGUGGCACUAUGAAUGUAUCCCCAGCAUCGACGAGCGGUGUCGCCGCCCCAACAGGAAAAAGUGCGACAUCCUCAAGAAGGCCAAGAAGGUGGAGAAGUGAUGGCCCGUGGGACCCCCAAAGCCUGAGUGCUGGGCUCCCCUGGGCUGAGCGGUGCCGUGGAGCACGCGUGUGGCACCCACAGGCAGGCACCUUAUGUCCACGGGGAGUGGCCUCUACCUUUGCACAGAUAAACACCCACCCGACCACGAGAAAGGAGCCUUGGAUUUGAUUUCUCGUCCUCGUGACUUUCCUGUGCUCCCCGAGGCGGCUGCUGGAGGCGGGGACGCCUGAGCCAGCAGAGGGCCUGGAGGAGCGGGGUCCGCCCCAGUGCAGCCUCCGCAGCCCAGGCUCAGCACCCAGCAGCCCUCCCCUCACACGUUCCCAGCUCCCAUUUUACCCCGCCCUUUUUGUAAUUAAACUGAAAUCCUUUUUAAAAGCAAAAAUCAUUGGGCUCUUUCAGGGCCAUUUUACUUAGGAAAACAAAAUCUUUUUAAGUGUGUGAGAUGAAGAAGUACUGUACGAUGAGCUAGGUGCUGGGAUUUUUAAAGCUGAUUUCAGAUUUAUGAAUUUUGUAGAAGUGCCGUGUGCGUUUGUGGUGGGUAAUCAGCACCGGGCGGCACAGAGACUGAGUCCCUGACCCGAUCUUUGACAUUUGGUUCUGGAAGACUCAGGCACCCUCGUGCGGGGGUAGGGCGGGGCGGGAUGGGGCUGGACGGGCUCGCGCUGACCGCGCUGCCUUGGCGGUGCGGGGCAGUGCGGGGCCGCUGCCGCCCCUCUGUCGGCGAGAACACUGGAUGAUGAUGACAUGAAUGUAGACGGACUGGGCUCAGGUGUUCACGGUGUCUUCGGGGAGCUGUGUCCUUCGGCGCCGUCCCUCUCCCCGCCUGGGUGCUGGCUGGAAGGGCAGCCAGGCUCCCUGGAGAGCGGUGCGAGUGGGCAUGUGGCUUGGUGUUUGACUUAGGGGUGGGCCCCUCCGGGCGCACUGAGAACUGUUUGUUUUCCGUGUGGGUAGUGUGUGAAAUCCGGGUCUGGGUUCUGUGGUGACUCCCCAGACCUGUGUCCACCCUCCCACCCAGGACAUCCUGGUUCCUGGGCAGGCAGGCGUGGGCCCGCCCUCCUAGGAACACCUGGUUUUGGAAGGACACUGGUCAUCUCAGAUGACCCACUGGGUGUCCUUCCCAGGCCCACUCAGCUUUCUCCUCAGACCCCUGGAAGCUUCCACUGUGCUGCCCUGGCUCGCUCCUGCUCUGACCCAUACAUCUCUUCCUCCCCACCGACUGGGCAGGUGGGCCUGCUGCAAGCCAGUGGCUCGCUCUGGACACCCCACGACAGGCUGUGUCCUAAAAGACAGUUUCUCCCUGUGGGGUCCUCAUGCUCCAGGGGAAAGGAAACAGUUACCCGAGUUGAAUCUUGCCAGAGACCCUAGAAACAACUGAAUCAAACCAGGUAGUCAUCAAACCCUUGUGGGACAUUACAGAUUUAAUAAUGUAAUGAUUUAAUAUUUUGCUACCCUAAAAUGCAGAAAUAGAAACAAUCUGAAUUUCCUUCAUAUAAUUAAGAAUGUUAGUUCCUGUGACUGUUACAAUUUUGCUUGCAGGCAGUGGGCAUUUAUAUGUGUAAAACAGAACUUUGAGCAGUAAAGUUGCUGUUUUAAGUCCUGACAGAUUAUUUCUGCAGAACUUCAGACCUGUGUGUCUGAAAUUGAGGCAGGGACCCAGUUAGUCCCUGUCACACUCCCACACAUGGGACACACACAAGAAGCUUAAGCGAGAGGAGGCUACAUGAAUAACAAGUUCUUUUGUGCCUGAAUAGAAGGGACUAGAGCAGCCAGGAGCCCCACUUUCCCCCCUCCUUUAGGCUUUCGCCUUGCCUUAGUUCCCCUAGUGCACGCGUGCGUGCCUGCCUACACACACACACACACACACACACACACACACACACACACACACACCCUACCCAAAGAUGGCCGUGGCGUGCUGCGCUUGGCCCUGCUAGUUGGGGGUAUGGAAUUUGUUCUGGUCUCUAGGAUGCAUCCAAGAGGAUUUCAAGCCAUGUGACAGUUACCCUGCUUUCUAGAGAGUGGAAUGUGACCCUGCAACUUUAGAAGCACAAUCACUUAAUUUUUAAAAAAUUUCUUGCCUAUUCACAUUAGGGAAAUCAACAGAGACUCAGAGUACAUCUCUUUACAAACUAGAGCAUGUUAAAGUUUAGAGACUGCGUUUCGGUGGUUUCCUUCACACUGUCCUUGUGUAGGGCGUCUCCCCGAACCUGUGAUCCUUGCAGCGAAGAGGGGUGGCCUACUCCAGGAGCUGUUUCCGGUCCCCGGACUGUGUUCUGUCUGCGGGGGGCGCUCACCUCACCGUGACACAGGCGGUUUUUACAAGAAGCAAUAGAAGUACAAAAACGCUUAUUUUUUCAUGAUCUGACGUGCUCCUUAAAAGCUGCUCCUCUUCUCCAUCCAGAUUCCUCUGUUGUACUGUAGUGUUUUUGGACUUUUUCUUUUGCCUUCUAUCCCAAGUACUAAAGAAUUAGCACAGACACGUUCUGAGGUUAAGCACAGUAGUCACGUAGGUGUAGUGGUCAUGGUUUUCUGUUAGUAAGGUGUUAAAGAAUGUAUGAGGAUAGUCUUGAAUGUACUGUGUUCGAGUCCUGCUUUAGUUCUCGUGUCCGUGUCCACAUGACGACAAACAUUGACAGGGAGUAGGUGUCCGUUGUCGGGAUGCUAGCGUGCCCUUCCCCUGCGGUCUUGACCCUGAAUGUUCGUUUCUCUUUUAGUUGGGGGUGGGGCUGUCUGCGGCAGUCACCAACCAACUGUGGGAUCUGCUCCGUGGCGAUGGCUCGGCUUUGGCGGGUGGGAGUGAGGGCCCGAGCCCGCUGUGGCAAGCCCCACAGAGCUCUGCGCCCACCCAGUGGGCAGGGGCUGUGCGGCUCCUGUGUGGCCGUGUAGGUCCUCGGGCGCCCGGGGACCACCACUGCUCUUUAGAAAUAGCUGCCUCGCCUCGGGUAGAUCCAGCCUUAAUGUUUUUCUGACAUCCUAGAAGGAGCAGACCCUGCACAAAGCGGAUAUCAGAGUUCACACUGUGAGGAGACAAGAUGAUGCGAAUAGUUUUACCAAAGAUAAUGAAUUGUCGAAUACUGUCUGGAUUUUACCAUUGAUCUGAGUGCAUCCUUAGAAAACUGAAUGUAAUGAAAACCCAGGACAUUUUUGCAAAUUGUAUGCUGUCUAGCAACUUUGUGUGAAUUUUUAUACAAGCACUGUUUUAUGAGUUAUAUAAAAUGUUAUAAAAAUAGAAAA